Molecule: messenger RNA, 2544 nt
Organism: Scheffersomyces amazonensis
Lineage: Eukaryota; Fungi; Ascomycota; Pichiomycetes; Serinales; Debaryomycetaceae
Exons: 1
Coding region: 1-2544 (847 amino acids)
Biological process (GO): regulation of transcription by RNA polymerase II
Cellular component (GO): MOZ/MORF histone acetyltransferase complex
Molecular function (GO): protein binding
Source: RefSeq, a predicted model, not a curated record
AUGAAUGGAAGUGACGCAUAUACGGCAAGCAAGUCUAUUGUAGACGCCAAGCAAGCACAUGCACCAGUAGUGGUGUUUGAUAAUCAUUCCAAGCCCAGAGAAGAGCGGGAUUUCAAAGAGAUAUAUCCCGAUCUCGAUGAUCAUAGUCAAUUGAAUGUAUUCGUACUACGAGAUCAAGAGGAUAAUAAUACCGACAAUCUCAUCAACAAUACAGGCUCAAAUUAUAGUUACAAUAUUGAUUUGAAAAAGCCCGUGUUCAAGAAACUUGAACUACCAGCAACAACAUCGGCUAAUAUCAAAUUUAAUAAAGCCAUUACUGAUUAUGGAUAUCAAGUACCAAGUAAAUCUAAACCAACUAUUUCUACUGAUUCAUAUCUUCGACCCUUUCAAGUAUCUUCGAAUAUAGUGCCAGAAACUAUAGAGAAUUUCCUUGAAAAGAAACAACGAUUGGUAGAAUACGAUAUGGAUGAACAGGACUAUGUUUAUUUAAAGGCAAGAAAUGAAAGUUCAAAGAAUAUCAUAAAGAUAUAUCCAGAAGUAUUUGAAAUCAUGAUGACAACUUUGGAAAUAGAAUGGGAUAAAUUGGAUCAUAAAAUGAAUUCGAUAAUGAAUAGUAUGGCAGAUAUGGAUUCUGAUGAUCCUAAUAAAUUAUUAUCAUUGGAAAGAAAUAUUGAAAAGUAUGGCAGUGAUGAUGGGAUAAUUCCUGGAUCUAUUUAUGAUCAGAAAUGUGCGGUAUGUAAUGAUAGUGAUUGUGAUAAUUCAAAUGCCAUUGUAUUUUGUGAUGGAUGUGAUAUAGCCGUUCAUCAAGAAUGUUAUGGGAUUGCCUUUAUUCCUGAAGGUCAAUGGUUAUGUCGUAAGUGUAUGAUAAAUAAGAAUAGAAAGACUGAUUGUGUAUUCUGUCCUAGUAAAACAGGAGCAUUUAAACAAUUAGAUAACAGUCUCUGGAGUCAUGUUAUCUGUGGUCUUUGGAUUAAUGAAUUGUACUUUGCUAAUCCCAUCUAUAUGGAACCAAUUGAAGGUAUGGAUUUAAUCCCCAAGAGUAGAUGGAAAUUGUCAUGUUAUAUUUGUAAACAACGAGUAGGAGCUUGUAUUCAAUGCAUUAAUAGAAAUUGUUUUCAAGCUUAUCAUGCUACUUGUGCUAGAAGAGCUGGACUUUAUAUGGAAAUGACUCAAGGAAUUCAAGGAGCACUUGCCAACAAGACUACUUUGAAGACCUAUUGUGAUAAACAUGGACCUCCAGAUUAUGAUUCUUCAGAUAUGUUGACUGGAAUUCAUAGGACAAGAAUGUUUUAUCGAGAUACCAAGAUUCUUAAUGAAGAAAAUGAUAAACUCAGUAUUAAUAAAAAGAAUGCUAAUAAAUUGAAUGUGUUCAAAUGGAAAACUGAAGCAAACACACCUAUAGCUCCCAAGUUAUUUAGUGAUAUACUAUUGAAUAUUUUGAUUGAUUUAAAGGUAGAGAAUCAAGUAUUCUUACCUGAUCAAAAUGAUAAUCAAGUAAAGGGAUUAAAUAGAUUACCUAAUAGAUCCAAGCAAGAAACAAGAGAGGAAAUGAGAGAAAUUUGUAAUGAAAUUUGUCGCUAUUGGUGUUUAAAAAGAGAGCAAAAGAAUGGAGCUCCAUUAAUUCGAAAGAAUAAUAACUUAUUGUCAACCAAUUCAAUUCUAUACAAUACAUUGGAUGGCAAUUCUUUCCUGAAUAUUGAUCAUGAUUUAGCCAAUGGUAUACAAUUAAAUGAAAUAAAAGAUAGAAUUACGUUUGCCGAAGUAUUAGUCAAAGAUUUGCAAAAGAUUAUUGGUUUAAGUAACUACACUUUGGAGAGACAACAACUACUACAAAAUCUUAAUGAAGUAGAUUUUCAAAUGAUUGAUUCUAUAUAUUUCCCAAUUAAAAAGAUUAUUGAAACUUUCUUGACUACCCUCAAUGACAAGUUCGAUAAUAACAAAAUUAUUCAGAAUUAUAAAUUCAAAGGGGGGAAUACGAAUAGACAGACUAACAACGAAAAUAUUGAUGGCAUUAUUGUUCAAAACAAGCUUUCUAAGUAUAUGCAAGAAUCAGACGACGUACUUGCGUAUAAUGUAGGUAGCCAGCAAAACAUUAUUUUGAAAGAAAGUGCUUAUUCGCCGAUGUCAGGUAAACUUGGAAUGAGUCAAAUUUUGCACAAAAUAUACGCUUACGAAUAUACUUCAGUAAAACAAUUUGAAGCAGACAUCGAGCAAUUGUAUCAUUUGAUUACAAUAGAUAAUAGACCGGGUGCAACCAUUAUUAAAGUGAUGAAAAAAUGGAUAAAGGAGUUUCACCGAGAUUUGCCUAGUUUAUUUGAAUGUGAAAAUAAAAUUUUGUCUAGAAGCAAUUUAUCAAAUUCUCGUAAUCAAAAUAAAAACAUAGUUGUUGAUUAUAGAAAUCUUCAAUAUUUAAAUAUUGUUGGUAAUGAACCACUUGUUAUUGAGGAUGAAGAUAUUGAAAUUGAAGAUUUGACUGAUGUUGAAGAUGAAUUAACAAAUCAUAGUGAAAACCAACUCAUCUUUGAAAGAUUUUUGAAAGGUUAA